This is a messenger RNA of Candida albicans SC5314, 984 nucleotides long. RefSeq names its product D-arabinose 1-dehydrogenase (NAD(P)(+)). Gene Ontology annotation, biological process: dehydro-D-arabinono-1,4-lactone biosynthetic process. Gene Ontology annotation, cellular component: cytosol. Lineage: Eukaryota; Fungi; Ascomycota; Pichiomycetes; Serinales; Debaryomycetaceae. Gene Ontology annotation, molecular function: D-arabinose 1-dehydrogenase [NAD(P)+] activity. The transcript has a single exon. The record is from RefSeq and is a predicted model, not a curated record. Bases 1 to 984 code for a protein of 327 amino acids.
AUGCUUCAGCCAAUUGGUAAACCUGAAGUUCUCGACCCUUACUCGAUCAAAAACUUACCACCAUUGAUAAUUGGAGGGGCCGUGUUUAAUUAUCAAUACUCUUCCGACCCACAUUCCCUUCCUGUACAAGAAUUGAUCGAACGGGCUUUUCAACUAGGUUUAAAUGCCCUUGAUACGUCACCAUAUUAUGGACCCUCCGAGGAGAUUAUCGGCCAAGCUUUACAAAAGAUAUCAUUUUCUCGAGACCAAUACUAUAUUUGCACCAAAGCUGGUCGAGUCAAGUUGGAUGAAUUUGAUUACAGCCGAGCUAGUGUUCGUCUGUCUGUAGAGAGAUCUUUGCAACGUUUGGGCACUUCUUACAUCGAUUUGGUUUAUAUGCACGAUAUCGAGUUUGUUGAACCGGAUCAGAUUAUGGAUGCAUUGAAAGAAUUACAUUUACUCAAAAGUGAAGGGCUUAUUAAAAAUUUUGGGAUUUCAGGCUACCCGGUGAAAUUUUUAUAUGAGAUUGCUCUUAGAUGUAAAAAUGAAAUUGCUCCAUUGGAUGCAGUGUUGUCAUACUGUAAUGGAUGUAUCCAAAAUACAUUAUUAUUUGAGUACCACGACAAGUUCUUACAAGACUGUGGUGUUCAGACAGUUUUGAAUGGAUCGAUUCUUUCCAUGUCGAUGUUGAGAUCAGAUAUAACACAUUCAUUUCAUCCUGCAUCACCAGCAUUAAAACAACGAGUUGCUGAUAUUGCCGAAAAAUUGAAAGAAGAAAAUGUUGAAUUAGCUGACUUGGCUACUCGAUUUGCAAUUAAAGAAUGGUUGUUUAAAUAUAAAUCUGGCAUAGUUUUAGGAGUGUCUAAUUUGCACGAGUUGGAGUCUGCAGUACAAUGUUACUCGGAUGUAAAGAGUGGGGUUUUCAACGACGGAAAAUUGGUAGAGCAGGUACAGACAUCAUUAGCGGAACAUUUCAAUGAAACAUGGCCUAGUGGCAAUCAUUGA